UUUUUCUUCAAAUUCCAUUAAUGACUCAUUACUAAAUAUGUAAGGCCAUGCAAAUGCUGCUCAGGACGGGUGACAUUUUAAUUUCUAUGGUGUCAACUCUGUUGGAGCAGCAAUUUCUUUCUUUCGUUGCAUGUCCUAGACAAAUCGUCUGAUAUAGCCUAUCUGUUCUAACAAUCCCAAAAUUGAUGAGACAAAAAAUCUGAAACUAAGUUUACUAUGAAAUUAGUCUUUUAUUUAAAUUGGUGGUCUGUUCCUUUAAGAGAUGCACAGUUGACACAUGGAUAACUUCCGACAUAACAAGCAUAUUUUGACCUCACUGACCACAUACAAGAGUUCAUUCAAACACUUUUACGGACUUCAACAGGACUUAACUUCCAAACCCUGAGACGGAGAUCAGUGCUUUCUCAUUUAAUUUUUUCACUGUAUAUGUUGCCCGGUGGCCCCUCGUAAUGGUAUUACGCCGGAGCAGCUGUUUCGUUACUUCAGUGUCCCUCGUAGUUUUUUUCUCCUUGAUGGCUCCGGGUCAGUCGGGCUGUCGGGAUUCGGGUUUGUGCUGCACCGGCCGGGACCCGUCCUGUGUCAGUAGAGGAUGGAGGUCUGACCGCUCCUACGGGACCUGUUACUGCGACCAGACCUGCGUGUCCACCAUGGACUGCUGCAACGACUAUGAGACAGCCUGUCCAGCUGUGUCCUGCGUGGUGAGUGAGUGGACUCAGUGGUCAGGCUGUGCCGAGCCAUGCAAGGCUACAGUCCGCAGGAGGAGCAGGAGGAUUCUGCAGGAGCCGCAUAAUGCAGGCAAACCCUGUCCUCACCUGGAGGAGCACGCCGGCUGUGCAGAGUACUGGACGCAUGAUGGGCACUGUCACAAUUCAUUGGUGCCAGCUCUUAUUAUAAGCGGUGGGUAUGGCAACGCAAGGAAGAAACGAGACAUCCCGGACAGCAGUGACAUUAUUGGGUAUUGUGUCCAGUUUCAGUUGACCUCUCUGACAAAAGGGUGCAAUCAGAGUGCAGACCCACACACACAGUGGAUGCAGGACCUGAGGGAGGGACACCGUGUGUGCGUGGAGUGCCAGCCUCCUGCUCUCACUUCUGGACAGACACACUGUGCUGGAGACGGAGAGGAAGACGAAGGAGACAGGAGUCGGUCUCUCCAGUGGCAGGCAGUGGGAAACCCUCGUUGCAGGGGAGCGUGGAGGCGUGUGGGGAGGGUGGAGGUGUGUUCUUGCCCGACAGCCCACAGCUUCCUCUUCAUCUAACCUCCUCCUUCCUUCUGUAAGCCUCCCUCUUGUACACGCUGACUCACCCGCAUGCACAAGGAACAAUCUGUAGGCAUGGUUUGAUACCAGACAGAUUUCUGGAUAUUUUCAGUAAAACAGUGACUGCAUGCUGAAGAAAACAGUGUUUCACAAUCAAAUUAUAGCCUAGCUUUUCUUAAUGCACAGAAAAACCCGUCAAGAACAAAUCUUCAUGUUUUGGUUUGCAUGAAAACUGCAGGCUGAUGAUCAAACAGUAAAAUGAAAGUCAGAAAUUCCUAAUCAAAAUGUAAAGUGAUCUGAUUUAUUUAAUUUUGAGUCAUUCAAGGGAAAUUUCGCUUUCAUAAGAAAUAGAAAUAUCUUGGGACAUUGAGACACUUUUUUUACAUGACAAGAACUGGCUCUACUGGUGUGAAUCACAACCAGUCACAACGCCAAAGUUACAACAUGCACUGAACAACAGAACAUUUAUACAGAAACAACAGCAUAGAAAGUCAACAGGUAAAAAUGUGUGUUUUUUUUUUUACAAAACAGACAGCCUCGGGACCUACAAACAACAUUGUAUAAGAGCUGGCUAAGGUCGUUCAAAGAUCUUUUUUUCAAUUCCCUGGAAACAGUGUACUUUACAAAGACUGAUGGCUUAGGCAAGGUUGGGGUCGAUUCCACUGAGAGCUUAAAGCGUAGAAAAAAUAGAGUUUGUUUUAAAUGGGUACUAGGUUUUAAUUUAUCUCAUGCUGUAAUACUCCUUCCUUUCAUAGUGUAUUGUGUGAUGUGUUUUACUCCAUCAAGGCAUCCUGAAUGGACCCCAACCCUGUAAUACAGUAUUAGAUUCAGAGUAUUUAAAAGGGCUACUUGCUGAAGCAGUGCUUCCCACUGGACACUACCUUGAAUGGAGUCCUGUGGGGUUGUAGCAAAAAUAAAAAAGACCUCAACCUCUUUACUGAUAAAUUUAGCAGCUAGCAAGGUAACCAAAUUCUAUUUUGGGUUUCAAUGAAAUGCCCUUACUGUACAGUUGAGAGGUUUCAGAAUCUGUGCUCUUUAUCUUUGUUUGUAUUAAUAAAGGGGUAAUGUAAGAAGCCACUUGAUCGUUUUUCUUUCUUAAAGCAUGAUGAUACACAUCACAAUUUUUAUAUUUAGUGAAAAAAAAAGCUGUUUUAAACUAUGAAAUAUUCUUAAUUUAAAUGGCUCACUUAUACGUGAAGGUGAUAAAGCGCCAAAAUAAAAUAAAAAUAAGGACAAAUUGAAAGAAUAAAACAUGUAUGUUGUAUUAUGGUGGAAUCAUGUCACAGUAUCACAGUCUAGGUGUCAAAUUGCACACCAUGCUGUUGUGUUUUUUUUUUAACUUCAUUGUGUAUUAGCUUAAUAGUGUCAUUACUGGUGUAGAGAUUUUAAUCCUUUUUUUGUGUGUGUGUUUGUAUACACUUGUGUAGAAUUUCCCCAUAGCAAAGCUUAGUUUCCAACAGUAGUGCUUGCUGUCUUUUCAUGGAAUAUUGAUUGUCAUUGUUGCUUAGAGACGUUUGAGUGGAAUAUGCUCCCUGACUACCAGAAAAACUUAAAUCAUAAAAGGUUUUGUGUAGAAAAUAAAACAUAUCAUUUUUUAAAAAUAAUGUCAUGCUAGUCUGUCUUCAUAUUUGUUUCUUCAGAGCUUCAAAAAAAUCUCAUCAACAUUUUUUAAAGUCACUGUGAGGAGUUUUUAGCUGAUUUUGAAAUAUUGUCACUCUUAUACUGAUGUCUUUAUAUGACCUACAUCGUAAAAUGAGAUUAUCAGUUGCUAUUCGGCUCUCCCCCAGAAGUGGCUCUGUUUUGAACUCAGCUGGUAUAGUUUGGCAGUGAGCAAGCAGGAGGAGGUUUCUUUUUUUCUUCUGUGGAUAAUUUUCUUUUUUCAUAAUAUUUUGAACUCAUGGCUGAUACUGGAGCCGAUUAAGCAAAAAGACAUUUUUUUUGUUAAAGUACUGUUUCAUACAGUGAAAAUCUACAACUAGAGCUUUGCUAGGUUAAACAGCAAACUUGUUAUGACCGUGAUUUUAUGUUGAUGCCGGCGUGUGAGUGUCUCAUUUCUCUUUGAGGACAAGAGAGUAGACGGGUAACAUCAAAUUGUCUUGUCACCUUUUGUAAGCCAACUAACGGCGAUACAUCAGAGUUUUUCUUUUUCCUGCUGCAGUUAAUAGUUUUAAGUAGAUCUAAAUCAAUACAUUACCUCAUUGCUCUUCAUCCUGUUAAAAGUUGUCUCAAACAAUAAAAUAUAUAUAAUAAAAGAUGGUCUGUAUUCAAUUUAUUUGCUUCCACAACAAAAAAAGCAUGCUUUGGUUAAAGCCACAUCUUUACAACAAUGGGUGAUGGUGCUCAUGGGAGGUGCAGUCUUCAUCCCAGAAAAACAGAACCAAUUUCCAAAGAGGUCACCAGACUCCAUACAACAUGAAAACUCCUCACAGUGCCUUUUAGGUAAAAGAUUUUGAAAUUGUGUUGUUGUCUGGCAUUCACUGGCCUUGACUUUUCAUUCUAUAAAGCUAGAUGUAGAUGUGCAAUUCAAAGUUAAUCAGGAACAAACAUCAGACUGGUUGCCCAUGAAACAAAUGUUUUUCUUCCAGUGACUGAUGUCCGAGAAAAAAAAAAUAAAGGAAAAAUUUUAAUGGAAUAAGCUCUCAUGGUUGUGAAGCUUUCCCAACUAAUCUGUACCAUACAUACCUCCUGACAUGAGAUUCAUACAAUUUGAUUGUGGCAAGAAUUUAUUAAGGCAGCGAUUACCAAACUGGGAGGGCUCCAGUUAUGAUGAGGGCGCUUGGCAAGGCUUAAUGACAACGGUUCAGUAUCACACACUGAAUUCUAUAUUUUUUUUGCAGAUAAUGUUCCAAGUAAAUCUAAAGAUGCAGGUAUUUCUUAGGAAUGUAUGCGUCUGGUAGUGUGUUUUAAUUUAAAUCAGCUAGGUUUAUGUGUUGAAGUGUAUGGUGAGGAGGGGGGGGGGGGCUGAAAUACUUUCACAGACUUCAGCCUUCAGAAAAAGUUUGGGAACCACUGGAUAAAAGGAAGAACCGAAUGAGCAGCAAUUCAAAGCAGGUAUGGGGUAUGACUAACUAAAGAAAAUAAUUCAAAUUGAAAUCCCAUCUGAAACUGUCAAGUCUCAUCCUAUGGGACAUUUUGUCUUCCCUUAAAUAAAAAAACUUUGAUUUUGGAACACUUCUUUGCUGAUGAUACCCCAGCGUAUGUUUCAAAAUCUGUUUAAGUGUGAUUGUUUUCCUUUUUUGCUGUACAUAUGCAACAGAGGUAAAUGAUAAAAAGUGUCACUUGAAUACAAAAUAAAAAAAGGAACGCUGUUUUAGAUAAUGUAUUUAGAGGCUGAGAUUAUGGUGCUGCAUAAAAUUAAUUUGUCACGAGCUGCAACCACCCGUCCAUAUCUAAUUAUGCAUGCUGAGAAACAUACAUAGAACACUCCUUCCAUCCCUCUCUUCACAGCUUUAGACAAAGCUGCAUUUCAAAUAUGAAAUGUGUGCAAAAGUAAUCUUGUUUUCUCAUAUGAUCAGAGUCCCCUUGGUGUUACGGGCUGUGUCACUGCUGCAUAUCAGAAUGAGAACAGCAGAUAGAGUAUGGCGCAAACAAAAGCAGGAUUCCCCCGACAUGCAUACAUUCAUGUUGGAAACUGUUCAUUUUUUCUCCAUUUAGCGGCAGCCUUACUGCUCUAAUGCCCUGGAUUCACAGCAGGCACACAUACAGCUACACACACAUGGCUCCCUCUGCCUCUCUCACUGUCAUUGCUAUUCCUUUCACACCUCUGCUGCUCUCACUAUGGAGGAGCAAUAUGAGACGGUUCAACUCUGUGAUUAAAAACAGGAAAUGGAAUCAGGGUUUGUGUGACUCUCAAACACUAAAAAAUGUAUGUCAUCACCUUUUGUUGGCUCUUGAAUUAUACAGUAUAAAUAUUUUGUGACGGGAACCUUUCACAGUUUGGUCAGGUUUCUCUAACAAUUUGUUUUGUUUGCAAUGGCAGUAAUGUUUCUCUUCAUUAGUACGACACCUGCUCUUGAAUCUCAUAACGGCAGUGCAAACAGAUUGAACCUUCAGAUAUUUAAGAUCCAUAUCAUUUGAACAGUAAACAGUAGGUUAAGUCGUCAUACUAAUUAAUCUUGUGUUGCCAAGAUCUAUAUGGAUGUUAAUCUUAUUGUAAGGUUAUAGUUCUCAAAGGUUGGAUAAUGACAAAGACCAGUUUUAUUAUGCUUCUUCAGAUGAUGAAGCAUCUGUUGCUCUAUAUUCUAUGUGAAGCAUUUGGUCAGUCUUGUAAUAUGUCCUUUUAAUACUGGAGCUAAUUCAUUAUGAAAGACUGUUUCAUCUGCUAAGUGCUUAUGUAAACAA
This is a messenger RNA of Notolabrus celidotus (New Zealand spotty), 5597 nucleotides long. Its product is annotated as somatomedin-B and thrombospondin type-1 domain-containing protein. The coding region runs from base 450 to 1256 and encodes 268 amino acids. NCBI's taxonomy places the organism in Eukaryota, Metazoa, Chordata, Actinopteri, Labriformes, Labridae. The transcript has 5 exons. The record is from RefSeq and is a predicted model, not a curated record.